Molecule: messenger RNA, 4871 nt
Organism: Salarias fasciatus (jewelled blenny)
Lineage: Eukaryota; Metazoa; Chordata; Actinopteri; Blenniiformes; Blenniidae
Product: dipeptidyl peptidase 9-like
Exons: 21
Biological process (GO): proteolysis
Molecular function (GO): dipeptidyl-peptidase activity; serine-type peptidase activity
Source: RefSeq, a predicted model, not a curated record
UUAACGCCUCCGACCAGCCGCCGCGAUUCAGCCCCGACGGCCGCUCGACGGCAGCAGGAGUCCCAUCUGCAUGCUCUCCGGCCGGAGAGAGAAAGAUGUGAGGCCUGGUUCAGGCUUGUUGAGUACUUAGUGCGCAGACGAAAAAGACUGAAAAUCGAAGACAAAACAGAAGACUGCAAGAAAAGCACCGGAGGGGCCCCAGCUGGCACGAGGGUCGUGGAGGAGCUCUCGGACAGCACAGAGGUGGUGGAAAUGGAGGACGUGAAUUCCACCCAGUUCCAGGUGGAAAAGCACACGUGGGACGGCCUGCGGAAAAUCGUCCAUAAAACCCACAGAAACGCUUCUCUGGUGGCUCUCAAGGCACCGCAUGACUUCCAGUUUGUUCAGAAAGACGAGGCCAGUCGGCACUCUCACCGCAUCUACUAUCUGGGAAUGACUUUCAGCAGCAUUGAAAACAUGCUAUUCUACUCAGACAUCCCCAAGAAGAUCUGCAAAGACGCCCUGCUGACUCUGAGUUGGAAACCAAUGCUGUCCCACUUUCAGGCCAACCCUCACCAUGGUGUCUUCUCUCUGGAGGAGGAGCUGCUGCGAGAGAGAAAGCGUAUGGGGGUGUUUGGCAUCACCUCGUAUGACCACCACCGAGGCAGCGGCCUCUUCCUAUUUCAGGCCAACAGCAGUCUGUACUACUGCCGUGACGGCGCCAGCAACCGCUUUACUACUUCUCCCCUAAAGCCAAUAGAGAUUAAGAGCCAGUGCUCAGGUGCACGAAUGGACCCCAAAAUCUGCCCUGGGGACCCCAACUUCAUCAGCUUCAUCCACAAUAACGACAUCUGGGUGACCAGUAUCGUCACGGGAGAGGAGAGGAGGCUCACCUUCUGUCAUAAAGGUGUUGGUAACCCAAAAGAAGAUCCCAUAUCUGCAGGUGUUGCCACUUUUGUCACACAAGAGGAGUUUAAUCGCUUCACUGGAUACUGGUGGUCUCCAGCUGCCUGUGAUGACAAUGGUGACGGUAAGACACUGCAGAUUCUGUACGAACAGGUGGACGAGUCUCAGGUGGAGAUCGUCCACGUCCCAUCUUCGACCCUGGAGGAGCGCAAGACGGACAUCUACAGAUACCCACAUGCAGGCAGCACGAAUCCAGGCAUCACUCUCAAAAUAUCAGAAAUCAAGACAGACAACCUUGGCAAAAUUGUCAGCAUACAGGAUAAGGAACUGCCUGUGCCUUUCACCACUCUGUUUCCCAAUGUCGAGUACAUGACCAGAGUCGGCUGGACAAAAGAUGGUCGAUAUGCAUACGCAUUCAUGAUGGACCGACAGCAGCGGCAUCUGCAGCUGGUCAUGCUCCCUCAUGCACUUUUCAUCCCUGCAAACCUGGACAAAGACAAAAGACAAGCAACUCUGGAGGCUCUAGGAGACACGGUCCAGCCCUUCAUCAUCUAUGAAGAAACCAAUGAUAUUUGGAUCAAUGUCCAUGACAUCUUUCAUCCCUUCGUCCAAACCAGUGAGGAUGAAAUGACCUUCAUUAUUGUAAAUGAGACGAGAACUGGCUUCUGUCACCUGUAUAAGAUCACCUCAGCACUGGAGCGAAGCAGAUAUCAGUGGGCCAAAGGCUACACACACACUGAAGGUGAUUUCAGGUGUUCAGUCAAAGAGGAGGUGAUGUUGACGAGUGGCGAGUGGGAGGUGAUGGCCAGUAAUGGGGCAAAGCAAUCCUCAAGUCCUCAGAUUUGGGUGGAUGAAGCAGCCAAGCUGGUUUACUUCCAGGGGACCAAGGACUCUCCUCUGGAGCGCCACCUGUACGUGGUGAGCUACGAGUCGCCUGGUGAAAUCGUCAGGCUCACUAAAGCCGGCUUCUCCCACAACUGCUCCCUGAGCCAGACCUUUGACGUGUUGAUCAGCAAUUACAGCAGCUUGUCCACUUCGCCUUGUGUUCACAUCUACAAGCUGAGCGGCUCGGACAGCGACCCGCUCCACAAGCAGCCCGAGUUCUGGGCCAGCGUUUUGGAGUCGUCUGGCUAUUUAACGGAUGAAGUCUCACAUCCGGAGAUAUUCAGCUUCACAGGAACCUCGGGCUUCAAGCUGUAUGGCAUGUUGUACAAACCGUACAAUCUGGUGCCUGGAAAGAAGCAUCCCACCGUGGUCUUCGUUUACGGUGGUCCUCAGGUGCAGUUGGUAAACAACGCUUACAAAGGAGUGAAGUAUUUGCAGUUAACGACUUUGGCGUCUCUCGGCUAUGUGGUGCUGAUCAUCGAUGGGCGGGGUUCCUGCCAGCGAGGACUCAAGUUUGAAGGAGCUGUGAAAGACAAAAUGGGUAAAGUGGAGAUCAGUGACCAAGUAGAGGGUUUGCUCUACGUGGCAGAGAAGCACCACUUUGUGGAUCUGACUCGCGUCGCCAUCCACGGCUGGUCGUAUGGAGGCUUUCUCUCCCUCAUGGGACUCAUCCACAGACCUGACAUCUUUAAGGUUGCCAUUGCUGGAGCUCCAGUGACACUGUGGAGGGCGUACGACACUGGCUACACAGAGCGGUAUCUGGACACACCUGAAAAGAACCAGAAAGGAUACGACGAUUGCUCUGUUGCUCUGCAUGUUGACAAGCUUCCCAAUGAGCCAAACAGACUGCUGAUCCUGCAUGGCUUUCUGGAUGAAAAUGUGCACUUUUUUCACACCAACUACCUGGUGUAUCAACUCGUCCAAGCAGGAAAGCCGUACAACCUGCAGGUUUAUCCCAACGAACGGCACAGCAUCAGGUGUCCACAGUCUGGGGAGCACUACGAGAUCACGGUGCUGCAAUUCCUCCAGGACAACCUCUGAUGAGCCUUUUGACACACCGACGCUCCCUCCCUCCUCCGUUUGUGCCACACACUCACAUUCCUCCUCUUUUUUUUUUCUGAAAAAAAAAGACAUCUUAUUUUAUUUGAUCUGUAUGGAGUUGUACGAAUCCUUUUGAGCUGCUUCUCAGUGUUAAGUUAAUGCAGCAUUUCAGCACCAGUAGCCUGUGAGCUGAUUUCAGACCAUGGUUCUAAAGUCAUAUUUUUUGGUGCAAUCCUGCAGCAGCAGAUCUGCAGGAAGUUUAAUGACAAGCUGCUCGUUAUAGUCAGGUGUUUAGUGGCCUGAAACAUGUAGAAAUGUGAGAGUCAACACCUUCAGAGUGAAGGAAACCUACACCAGGAGGCGCUAUUCACAAACAUGACUGGAGUUAUUUGUGUUGUAAGGAUGGCAGAAAGUGAAGAUUUAUUUUGUCACAAUUUCAGGUGUGAAAACAUUGUUUUGAAACAUAACCAAAUAAACAACUCCCACGUUCUGUUUUCACUUCUUACAGGUGCCAUUCCUUUAGUUUUGUUUUCUGGAAACAAACUGACUGAACAUCAGUUCAGCCUCUGUGAUUCAAUGAUAAUGUAAACAAUUCCAAGCGUACAAAAGCAAAGGUUAACUUUUUAUUCAAUUCAGCUUUACUUAUAUAGCGCCAGAUACAGCACAGUCACUUCAAGGCACUUUUUCCAGAGAAAACCCAACAGUUCCACAUAAGCAAGCAAAAACUGACUGGAAAGGGGGAAAAAAUUUUUUUUAAAAUGAAUAGACCUUUGCAGAACCAGUCUCAGAAGUGGUGCUUUCUGCUAUUCCAGGUUGGACUGAGGGAAUAGAAAGAAAAGGAAAGGACAGAUUGAUUCUCUGCAUCAGCACAGCAUUGCUCCACUCACUGCAGCUGGAUCCGAGAGAAACUACAGGAGGGAGGGAGUUCAGAGGUUCCUCAGUGUUGCUGGAAAAUAAAAGCAUCGCCAUUAAGAGGCAAUAUAUGUUUAGAUGACUUCUCAGGUGUUUUGAGCCGAAUGUAAUAACUUCUGUUUUAUCUGAAAGUUGAUCAGUGUCAUCUGGCUUCAUAGAUAAGCAGAUCUGUGUAUCAUCUGCAUAACAAUGGAAGUUAAUGGUGUUUCCUGAUGAUGUUCCCUACAGGAAACGUGUAAUAUGAAGAGUAUAGGUUCUAAGACAGAACCCUGUGGAACUCCAUGUUUAACUUUGAUCUGAGCCGAAUCAUUAAUAUUAACGAAGUGGAACCUGUCUGCCAAAUAUGAUUGAAAUCGGUUUAAUGCUGUCUCUUUAAUUUCAACAUAUAUAUAUAUUCUAGUCUCUGUAGUAGGAUAUCAUGAUCAACAGUAUCAAAUGCAGCACUGAGAUCUAACAGGACCGGAACAGAGACCAGUCCUUUAUCUCAGGCUGUGAGAAGAUCAUUAGUGACUUUUACCAGAGCUGUCUCUGUACUGUGAUGAGCUCUGAAACCUGACUGAAAAGAGUCGAAUAGAUCAUUAUUAUAUAAAUGGUCACAAAGCAGGCUUUCAACAGCUUUAAAGGGAAGGUUUGAUAUUAACCUUUAACUUGUUAGAACACCUGGAUCAAGGGUGGGCUUUUUGAGGAGAGGUUUAAUAACAGCAACCUAAAAGGCCUUGUGAACAUAACCUGUUAGAUAAGUUGAUCUAAUCUAAUAUUGAUGUACUGAUCAGGGCAAAUGUCUUUGAACAGUCUCGUUGGGAUUGGAUCUAAUGUGCAAGUUGUAGGUUUAGAUGAGGCCACAAUUGAGGAUAACUCAGAGUUCAGUAGGAUGGAAUCUGGAUAGUUGUGAGUCAGGUUCUACUGACAGAUCCGAAGAUGUGGUUGAUCAGUCUGUGACCACUUUGGGGAGAGUGCUUUCAAUUUUAUCUGUAAUAGUUAUAAUUUUGUCGUUAAAGAACUUUAAAAAAAUCAUUGCUGUUUAAGGUUAAAGGGAUCUGAGGUUUGUUAAAGCUGUGACUUUUUGUCAGCCUGGCUAUAGUGCUAAAGAGAAACCUGGGGUUGUUCUGGUUUUCUUCUAUUAAGGAGGAAUCGUAGGCAGUUCCAGU